Molecule: messenger RNA, 1131 nt
Organism: Microthlaspi erraticum
Lineage: Eukaryota; Viridiplantae; Streptophyta; Magnoliopsida; Brassicales; Brassicaceae
Source: the annotation of a GenBank genome assembly
AUGGAUAUGAGAGAAGCGAUGAAGAAGCAAAACGAAGUCGUGAUGUUCCUUGCGAAGCACGUAUUCGCUUCAGAGGCCACACACUCUAACAUCGUCUUCUCGCCUGCCUCAAUAUACUCUGCUCUCACUUUGGUGGCUUCUGGUCCAGGCGAUCCUUAUCAGAUCCUCUCCUUGCUGAAGUCUUCUUCAACCGAUGAGCUCAACGCCGUCUUCACCGAGAUCCUUUCCGUCGUCUAUGCUGGCGGUAGCGCCGCCAAUGGCGGACCGGAGAUCUCGUCGGUCAAUGGCGUCUGGAUUGAGCAAUCGCUCUCGAUUGAUCCUAAGUUCAAGGAUCUUUUCGAGAAUUUCUUCAAAGCUGCUUUCGGUUGCGUAGAUUUCCGAUCAAAAGCCGAAGAAGUGCGUAUGGAGGUAAAUUCAUGGGUUCAAGAUCGAACCAAUGACCUAAUCAAGAAUCUUCUUCCUCACGGAUCCGUCACAGAAGAAACCGAAUGGGUUUAUGCAAACGCAUUAUACUUUAAAGGAACAUGGAAGCAGCCAUUUGAAGAAGACGACACAAGAGACAGAAAGUUUCAUCUUCUAAAUGGCUCAUUAGUGUCUGUGCCAUUCAUGACCAGCAAUGAAGACCAAUACGUAAGCGCCUAUGAUGGUUUCAAGGUCCUUAGGCUCCCUUUCCUGCGCGGAGGCAAUGGUGAUACCAACCGCGAAUUCGCAAUGUAUUUCUAUUUACCGGACGAGAAAGAUGAUGGAUUGGAUAAUCUUGUGGAUAAGAUGGCAUCUAUUCCUGGAUUCUUGGAUAGUCACAUUCCGAGACGAGAAGUUAAAGUUGGGAGAUUGAGAAUCCCAAAGUUUGGGAUCUCGUUAGGGUUUUUAGUUUCGAAGGUUUUUGAUCGAAUGGGAUUGUGUUUGACGUCGUCAUUGUACCAUAAGGCUUGUAUUAAGAUCGAUGAAUCAGGUGUUGAAGCUGCUGCUGCCUCUGUUGAUGAAUCCUGUGGUUGCUAUUUUGGUAUGGAGCCUCCGAAGAGGAUAGAUUUUGUGGCUGAUCAUCCGUUUCUUUUCUUGAUUAGAGAAGACAAAACUGAAACCGUUUUGUUCGUUGGUCAAAUCUUUGAUCCCUCGGAAUCUUCGUACUAA